Messenger RNA from Trachymyrmex cornetzi, 2947 nucleotides. RefSeq names its product DENN domain-containing protein 1C. The record is from RefSeq and is a predicted model, not a curated record. The coding region runs from base 182 to 2272 and encodes 696 amino acids. Gene Ontology annotation, molecular function: guanyl-nucleotide exchange factor activity; phosphatidylinositol phosphate binding. Lineage: Eukaryota; Metazoa; Arthropoda; Insecta; Hymenoptera; Formicidae. Gene Ontology annotation, biological process: endocytosis; endocytic recycling. The transcript has 14 exons. Gene Ontology annotation, cellular component: cytosol; intracellular membrane-bounded organelle.
UUUUGUAACCUCAAUAGUGGCAAACUUCUACUGUUAAUUCCCGUUUUGCGGGGCAGAGCGACACUUUUUUUUAGCUAGAUUUGUUUGUUUCAUGAAAACCACAUCAAUUUGUAUGUUUUUUUAUUAACUUUUGUGAUUGUGAUUGCUAAAUUGAGGAAUUACCUUUUUUCAAGCUGUUAUCAUGGGAUCUAGAUUAAGAGAAAAUGUCAAACAACUUUUUGAAUGUUUCUGUGAAGUAGCUGCACCAAUAAGGGAGAAGCCAGCUUGGAUUCUCCAAAAAUAUCCCAAUUCCUUUUCAGAUGAAGAAAUAUUGAAAUCUGUUCCUAAAUUUGCAUAUCCUUGUGAAUUUGAGAAUUUAUUAGUACAACAUUUUUCAUUUGUGCUCACUAGCAUAGAUUCAAAAUGGACUUUUGGAUUCUGCCGUCAUGAUCCCAAAACAGAAACGGCUUUAGUAGUCUUAAGCACCCUCCCAUGGCACGAAACGUUUUACAAACUUUUGAAUCAUAUUGCAUCUUUAACCAGCAAUGCUAGUGGAGAAGAUCCCUGGAAAUUUCUUGAAAUUAUAUAUACUUGUGGGGUUCCAGUACCUGGAAACUCCAUAUCUAUCCCUUUACCAAAUUCUACAGCGAAUUUUAUUUGUCAAAGCCCAAAACAGUUUCAAUUACCUAGUAUUCCUGAAAAUAGAAACUUGACUGAAUAUUAUAGUGCUGUAGAUUCGUACAAUAUGAUGAUGAUAUUCGCAUCUAUGUUAUACGAACGCCGUAUUAUUUUCAUUUCGAAACGUCUAUCGAGGUUGAGUGCAUGUGUACAAGCAUGCAAUGCUUUAAUUUAUCCAAUGAUUUGGCAACAUAUAUACAUCCCUGUUCUGCCGUUAUCAUUAAUAGAUUAUUUAUUAGCGCCUAUGCCAUUCUUAAUUGGAGUACCUACCCUAACGCUUCAGAAAGUACCGAAGAGUGAUUUAGGAGAAGUUGUUAUAUUAGAUGCUGAUAGUAACACAAUUGAGUCACCAUUUCAAGAUUUGGAGUCUUUACCUCAAGAUGUAGUGACGAAUUUAAAGAAAGCGUUACGCAAUAGAUCGGCUCUUCUUGGAGAUGGCGUAUCAAGGGCAUUCCUGCGGGCAUUAGUGCAAUUAACCGCAGGUUAUAGAGAAGCAUUAACUUUACAGCAGGGUGAGCGUAUCACGUUUAAUCAAAAUGCAUUUGUUGAGAGUAGGCCAUCUUCCAUGCAACCCUUUUUACGAAAAAUGUUAGAAUUACAAAUUUUCCAACAAUUUAUAGAAGAAAGAUUAAAUAUGCUUAAUUCAGGACUAGGCUUCUCAGAUGAAUUCGAAAUGGAAGCCUGCAGUUAUUCGGCCAAAUCAAGUAGUAAAUUUAUGCAGCAAUAUAGGGAAUGGACUUACACUAUGCGAAAAGAGAGCUCCGCAUUUUUCCGUAGUGUAAAAGAUAAGGCCAAUCCAGCAGUAAAAUAUGCUGUUAGAUCAGUGAAAGAUAGAGGCAAAGAUAUGAAAACGGCAUAUAAAGGAUUGAAAUGGAAAGGACGAUUGAAUAGAAGCGAAACUAAUAUGAGGUUUCAUCAGCCACGAUCAGCUCCCAGCUCACCUACAUUAGAUAGAAGACCUAUUGGAUUUACGUCCCCACCAAAAUCUCCAAAUGGUGUGUCAGUGGCAAUUAAUUGCCGAAAAGAUUUACGUUCGAGGAAUAAUAAUUUCACUGAUACAAGUAGAAAACAGUACUCACCUUUAAAUCCUAGUUCCCCUGAAGAAUCCGACUCUCCAUUGGAGCGUAUAAAUAUAGAUCUUAUGCACGAACUUCAAGAUGUGAUAUUUCCAAAUAUCCCGCCUGUGGAUAAGAUGGAUUCUUCUGACGUCCCAGAUUUAAUACGGUUAGAUUCAAUAAACAGCAACGACGAUUUCGAUCCGCUACUAUCUAAAUCUUCCGAAUUUUCGAGCACAAAACAGAUGAGUCAAUCAUUACAUUUACCUGAAAUGGGCGAAGGUCUUAGUAACCCCUUGUAUCCUUAUUUUCAACAACCAUCGCACAAAAUUAAUGACAAGCCAAAGGCCUCCGAUAAUGUGGGUGAUACGGAUUUAUUACAAGCGUAUGGUAUAGAUUUUAGUAAAUUUAACUUAUCUAAUGGUGAUAAUUCAUCAACAAUAAACACUGCUGCUUGUAAUCAAAGUGACAACAGUAUUAAUGAUACAAUGGACACAUUCAGUUUAACAUUGGAUGCACCUACCAUUAAAUCACAAAAUAAUUGGACGAAGUUUGAGUAAAUUAUGUGUAAGUGCGUGCGCGUGCGUAUGUAUGUAUUGUACAUACAUACAGGGUAAUAAUUAAGUACUCUAAAAGAUUUUAAGGGGUAAUUCCUCACAAUCGUCAUAUUAAAUUACGUUGAAAACUUCCAUAUGACUACAUAUAUAUCUGAGACAGCUUAGUUUCAAGAAUACAAAAUGUCAAAGUUGAAGAAAAAAUUUCGUUUUUUCUAAAAAUUUUAAAAGCCAUUCUAUCUAUUUUGAUGGAUAAACAAAUAUGUUCGGACAUAUUGUCAUAUUUUUGGACAUCAUUUCGGAUAUAUCGUCAUAUUUUCGUCUUGAUUUAGUAUGAGAAAUCGCCUCUUGAAACCUUUAAAAUACUUAAUUACUAUGUAUAUAUACACACAUAUUAUAAUUGUAAAUACAGCAUUAAUAUCUUUUUAUACAUUAUGCAUUUAGAAAUCUUUACAUUAAGGGAAUGCUGAAGCAUGACCGAACUUGAUCGACGUCGAUAAUACAGACUUCCUAAGUAGCUCACAGCGCUUACAAAGCAUUAACAAAGCAUUAAAAUAAUAUAUUGCAACGCUAACUUUUGCAUCUAGUAUCUACUAAACACAAUUAAUACUCUGUUUUACUCUUCGCAUCGAUUUUGUUCAUAGUAUACAAAUGAAAUUUUCAAAUUCUUCUUUCUCUUAU